UGUAGUAAUUUCAGUAUGCCUCGUUAUAGGAUAACCUUACAUUUCGUUAAGAGACCUUUAGAGGAUUUUCACUAAUAUUAUAAACAGUGCUCUUAAAAUAAAUUAUUAAGUGUAUAAAGUUAACAGCGUUUUUGAAUAUCCACUGACCAUUUCACGAAAGGAAUAAAAGAAUACAGGAAAGAAAGAAAAACAAUAUUCCUCUGCUACCUGUAACAUAUGGACUUAAAACACAGGUGAGAGAAAUCACUAGACUGUAGCGCGGAUACAUUCAAUAUUUUAUACAGGAAAAUGACGCUUCUGUUGCUAAUAGUUUGGUUUCCUUGUGUCGUUGCCAAGACAAAUAUUAUCCUUUUUAUUGCCGAUGACCUUGGUUAUGGUGACAUUGGGUGUUAUGGCAAUCACUCCGUUAGAACGCCGAAUAUUGACAGCAUAGCUAGCGACGGAAUCAAAAUGACUCAGCAUUUAGCGGCAGCAAGCUUAUGUACACCAAGCAGGUCGGCGCUACUUACUGGUAGAUACCCAGUUCGCACAGGAAUGGCUUCACCGGUCAUGAUGAGAGUAAUAGCAUGGGCGUCCUCGAGCUGUGGGCUUCCGUCAUCGGAAAUUACUUUUGCUGAACAAACUAAGAAAGCUGGGUAUAUGAAUGGACUGUUCGGUAAGUGGCAUCUAGGUAUUCACAAGCAAAGGCUCGGUGACUUUGAACAUCAUCCGUUAAAGCAAGGCUUUGAUUACUUUUAUGGACCUAUUUAUUCUAACUUGGGCGAUUUUGGGGGCGAAAGUAGAAUAAUAACAGGACUGAUGCCUGGCUGGUAUGGGAAAUUGUUUUCAAUAUGGGCUGUAACCGCUGUUGCUCUUUUGUGUUUAUUCAGAGAAGAUUAUUUUGGUGCAAUUCCUUUUAUAGUUUUUAUAUUAAUUUGGUCUGUACCCUUGGCACUAGUGUACCUGCUGUUUGAAAAUUUCACCCUUUUGAACAGUUUCGUUUACAGAAAUUAUGAUCUUGUUGAGCAACCAGUUAGAUUUGCGGGAUUAAGUCAACGUCUAGUAAAUGAAGGCCUGGAUUUUAUUCAAAACGCCACCAAUUCGGGUAAACCGUUUUUACUUGUUAUGUCCUGGGUACAUACACACACAUUUUUGACGACAUCGAAACAAUUUGAGGGACGGAGCAAGUUCGGUCGAUAUGGAGAAGCUUUGGAAGAGCUUGACUGGUCAGUCGGACAGAUUCUAAAAUCAGUUAAAGAAUUUGGAAUAGAUGACAAUACGCUGGUUUACUUUACCUCGGAUCAUGGAGGUCACCUGGAGGAAGGUACUGAGGGCGGUUUUAACGGAAUACUAAAAGGCGGAAAAUCUCACGGUGCCUCAGAUGGCGCAAUUCGUGUUCCAGGACUGAUCAAAUGGCCACGAGUUCUAGAGAAAGGAAAAGUCACAGAUGAACCUACUUCACUGAUGGAUAUCUAUAAUUUGGUAUCGUCGGUUGCCGGGGUCAGUUUACCUGCAGACAGACAUAUUGAUGGUAGAGAUAUUUUACCUUUGCUCAAAGGAGGCGUUUUGGUAUCCCCGCACGACUUCUUAUUUCACUAUUGUGGUAACAUAUUACAUGCAGCAAGAUAUCGGCCACGUGACGGAAUAAAGACGUGGAAAUUGGUGACCCGUGAACCUGACUACAUUCCUGGAACAACCGUGUGUCAAUUUACAUGCAACUGCAACACUGACGUCUUGGCAACGCCAAAACUUUACGACAUUACCGUAGACCCAGGAGAAACUACCCCAAUAGACAGCCAUUCUAAAAAUUACAAAGAAAUAACGCCAAUUAUUCUUAAAGCGAUGGGAAUCCAUAAAAAUUCUAUAGAGCCAGCAGAGACUGAGUUCACAUUGAGAAAAUUGGCGCCAAACUUAACAUGGCAGCCAUGUUGUAAUGGAACAUUUCCUUUUAAUUGCUACUGUACUGAUCCAAAAUAUCCGGAAUGAAAAUGUUACUUUUAAUUCGUUAUAUUAUAGUGCAUGACUAAUACUCCAGAUAUAUCAUACCCAAACUUCAUAUUUGAAAAUAAAAGCAGUUACUACACAGUA
Molecule: messenger RNA, 2067 nt
Organism: Mercenaria mercenaria
Lineage: Eukaryota; Metazoa; Mollusca; Bivalvia; Venerida; Veneridae
Product: steryl-sulfatase-like
Exons: 6
Coding region: 289-1965 (558 amino acids)
Molecular function (GO): arylsulfatase activity
Source: RefSeq, a predicted model, not a curated record